AUGUCGGGUGGUCCCCUCUGGAAUAGCCGCACUCCUAUGUCCAGGUACUCCAAUACUCAGGGUCUUCGUGACAAAACUCACGAGCAAGAAUCUGCGGUGAAACUCUUGGGUGCGUACGUCAAACGAGCGAAAAUUCGCGCCUACUGGCUACACAAGAAUGUUAGAUGCUUCGAAUUGGCGUUCUCCAAUCCUGCGCAGAAGAAAUGUUCGUUAUCCUACCGCAAGCAUUCGGUUUCCCUAACGGAGCUCGUCUGUAACUCUGGCCUCGCUUGGCUCAUUCAGAAACUGCUGAAACUCGGUUCCCCACGUGACGCCACCGUCUUGAUAGAAUAG
This is a messenger RNA of Protopolystoma xenopodis, 333 nucleotides long. The record is from the annotation of a GenBank genome assembly. NCBI's taxonomy places the organism in Eukaryota, Metazoa, Platyhelminthes, Monogenea, Polystomatidea, Polystomatidae.